Molecule: messenger RNA, 1956 nt
Organism: Helicoverpa zea (corn earworm)
Lineage: Eukaryota; Metazoa; Arthropoda; Insecta; Lepidoptera; Noctuidae
Gene: Dolk
Product: dolichol kinase
Exons: 9
Coding region: 95-1582 (495 amino acids)
Biological process (GO): dolichyl monophosphate biosynthetic process
Cellular component (GO): endoplasmic reticulum membrane
Molecular function (GO): dolichol kinase activity
Source: RefSeq, a predicted model, not a curated record
AUUAAUUGUCAAUUAGACAGAUGAGGAACAGCUGUGCAGUUUAAAAAAUAUUUGUUUUGGUUAGAAUCCCAGUUAAAUUUUAUAUCAAAUAGAAAUGGAUAGAACUAGAAAAAAAGCUACUUUUUAUCAGGAAAUGCAUAAACAACUUGACGCAAAAUUAUUUCGGAUAGUCAGAACCGUUGAUAGACAAAUAACAAGAAAUUUAAAAGAUGGACAUAUCGAGACAAGACCAUCCACCACAAAUGGGCUAUGGUGUUGUGUCCUUCUGCCAACAGUCCUCUUCCUUUAUGCGACACUUUAUGAAGUAUCGGAACUAUACACAUUCCUGGCGUAUAUAUCAAUAGGUUUGAUGGCCCAUAGCUUCCUUUUCAUAGUGUUUACGUCUGUAUCCUGCUUGGUGUUAAAGGACAAUAUCUAUGGAGGAUGUGUUGCAUCGUCUCUCACAGCUACAUUGCUGUUGUAUGGGAUUCAGAGACAAGGAUUGGUAUUUUCCUUGAUGUUCUCAAUGGCAUCAAUCUUUUCAUUCAGUGCACUAUUAAGGAUAUCUCUCACAUGGUACCCAAAGACUUUCACCAUGGGAGAAGCCAUGAUAGUCACACAGAGUAUGGUCUUAUUCGCCAUAAUGGCAGUCUGCGAGACCCUGUACAAAAUGGGUGAUAGACAAGAUGAAGAACUCAGAUUUAUUUAUUCUGUUAUAUUUGCCAUAUUAUCAACAGUGGCAAUUAUUGUUGCAGCGUUAUAUGCGUUGGACGAUUCCCAAAGAACUAUUUCGGUUUUUUGUUAUAUCUUGAGUGUAGCGGGAACAUAUACCCUUAUGAUUUUACACGCACAAGUUGGCGUUGAUUGCAUAGUGCGACUUGCGGAAUAUGUUAUACUGGAUUCUGGUAGGGUGAAACUAUUUCUAUUGUGGCUCAGUUCGGCAGCCAUAGCAGCGUUUGUCAUACUAGUCCGCACUCAACUCAAAGUGAAAGCAAGCACAGUCACUCGUAAGACGUUUCACGUGCUGGCAUCAAUAGUAUUUCUGUCUGGAAUCUUGUUUGACAUCAAACUGAUGACCCUGGCUGCUGGAGUUGGGUUCGGUCUUCUCAUAUUAAUUGAGGCACUUAGAAAAUCUAGAAUAGAACCAAUUUCGUCAGCUCUCCAAGCUGCAUUCAAUGUGUAUAGUGAUGAAAAGGAUGUGGGUAGUUUCGCGAUGACACCACUAUACUUAUACAUAGGCCUGGCUUGUCCACUGGUCUUGGUACCCGUACACCCGGGCUACGAGCUGGAGUUACUCAGUGGUGUCCUGUCGAUAGGAGUUGGAGAUACUGCUGCGAGCUGGUUCGGAUCCAAAUACGGAUUCAAUAAAUGGGCAGAUGGACACAAAACGUUAGAAGGCACAGUUUUCAACAUCCUGACACAAGUAGGAGUUAUGCAUGCACUUCACCUGUUUGGUCUACUAGACAUUAGCAACGCAUCACUUCGAGUAGCCGUGACAGCAGCUAUUUCAGGACUGGUUGAAGCUAAAACUGAGCAAGUGGAUAACUUGGUACUGCCUUUAGUGACGUUGAUAGCAUUCCAACUCACUUCUAUGCUGUGUUAGUUUGUUUUUGUACUUAUUUUUUGGUUUUUAGUUUUUAUGUCGGGUUAGUUAAAGUUAAAGUAGCAUUUACCUACACAUGUUUGAAAUGAAAAUCUUCCGAUGAAUUUUGCAUAUUUUUUGUAAAUCAAAAAGAAACAUCUUCUUACAUGAAAAUAUGUUUUGCUAUAAGUAAUUGUUGUAUGUAUGGUUUGAAAAUUUAUGAAAUUUUGUAUUUUUUUAUACAAUUUAUUUUUAAAGAAAUUGCUAGAUUUUAGUAAUAGUACAAGUUAUAUUUAUAGCAUGGAGAUUUCCUAACAUUCCAAUGUUACCAAAGAGUAAUAAUAUUUUGUAAAUAAGAAGAUAUUUUUUAUAAAUAAAUUAUUUAUUUUACUAUA